GUGGUGGGCGGAGCCUGCUGGAGCAGCAGCAGAGCGGAGUCGGUAUCCAGGCAGCUGCUCUCUCUCCGCCUCUCUGCUCUGUGACAGCCAGCUAGGCUAGCUGGUAAACAACACCGCAAAGCACCGCCUGGGAGUCGGACAACCGAGUGACUGAACACGCGGUUGUUUUUACUAACAGUGUUCGUGUCCGCCGCUAAUCUUCUGUUCAUCUCCUCUAACGGUACCCGGCUGGUGUUGAUGUGGAGGAUCGUCUCUGCAGCCCGGUGAGGGAGACUCUGAGCUGCCUCCUGAUGAGCUAACCGCUCAGCUGUCCUCACACACAGCAGACACCUUCUCACUGAGACCUCAGUUGCUGUCUGGUGUCGGAUGUCUCGUCGCCUCCCUCUGAGGUCGGAGGCCAGCCGGAGUCGGGAGGUGGGUCCGCAGCGGCAGUGAUGCGGGCUUCAGUGGCAGGCUGCAGGAUGAGCGUGGGCGCGCUCCUUAACGGGCUGCUGGUCUCCGUGGUCGCAGCUCUGCUUUGGAAGUACUCCAAGCUGAACGAGCACGCCACCCUGCUGGAGGAGGAGCUGCACAUGACCCGGCAGUCCCAGGAGCUCUCGCAGGCCCGCAUCGACUACCACGUCGCCCUGCAGGCUCUUCAGGAACACGGCACCCGCAUGGUCUGCACCGGCAAGAUGCACACCGACCGCAUCUGCCGCUUCGACUACCUCUGCUACUGCUCCGAGGCCGAGGAGUUUGUGUUCUUCCACUCCAAUUCCUCCGUCAUGUUGCCGAACCUGGGGUCGAGGCGCUUCCAACCUGCCCUGCUGGACUUGUCCUCAGUAGAGGAUCACAACACCCAGUACUUCAAUUUUUUAGAGCUCCCAGCUGCUGCUUUAAAGUUUAUGCCUAAGCCCGUGUUCGUGCCAGAUGUGACACUGAUCCUAAACCGGUUUAAUCCAGACAACCUAAUGCACGUGUUCCAUGAUGACCUGAUCCCAGCCUACUACACCAUGAAACAGUAUUCAGACUUAGAUGACGAGGCGCGUUUGGUUUUUAUGGAGGGCUGGGGUGAAGGCCCACACUUUGACCUCUACCGACUCCUCAGCAGCAAGCAGCCACUGCUCAAAGAACAGCUCAGAAACUUUGGCAAGCUCAUGUGUUUUACCAAAUCCUACGUUGGCUUGUCCAAGAUGACCACCUGGUACCAGUACGGAUUUGUUCAACCGCAGGGGCCCAAAGCCAACAUGCUGGUCUCAGGAAAUGAGAUCCGGCAGUUCGCCAGGGCUCUGAUGGAGAAAAUGAACAUCACAAAGGCGGAGGAGGUGGAGAAGGAUGGAGGGAGUAGCGAGGAUGAGAAAAAGGAGGAAUACGUUGUUGUGUUUAGUCGCUCGACAACAAGGCUGAUACUGAAUGAAGCGGAGCUAAUCAUGACGCUGGCCCAGGAGUACCAGAUGCGAGUGGUCACAGUAAACCUAGAGGACCAGACUCUCCCCAGUAUCGUCCAGGUGAUCAGCGGUGCUUCCAUGUUAGUCAGCAUGCACGGAGCUCAGCUCAUCACCUCGCUCUUCCUCCCCAGAGGAGCUGUCGUGGUGGAGCUGUUCCCCUUCGCUGUAAACCCGGAGCAGUACACCCCGUAUAAAACCCUAGCCACCCUUCCGGGCAUGGACCUCCACUACGUCUCCUGGAGGAACACCAAGGAGGAGAACACCAUCACCCACCCAGACCGACCCUGGGAACAAGGGGGCAUCGUUCACUUGGAGAAGGAGGAGCAAGAGCGAAUACUGGCGAGCAAAGACGUCCCCAGGCACCUGUGCUGCCGCAACCCAGAGUGGCUCUUCCGGAUCUAUCAGGACACUUUGGUGGACAUCCCUUCCUUCCUGGAAGUCCUUAAAGAGGGCAUGAAGACAAAGCCCAGCGUGAAGAAGUCAAAGCCGGCCAGCACAGUCCACCCGGGCCGGGUCAGGGAGCCCCAGUGUCAGACCUCGGUACAAACCACCAAUGAGGCUAAACUCACAGUGUCCUGGCAGAUCCCGUGGAACCUCAAAUACCUGAAGGUGAGAGAGGUGAAGUACGAGGUGUGGAUCCAGGAGCAGGGAGAGAACACCUACAUGCCUUAUAUCCUUCCCCAGCAGAACUACACCUUCUCAGAGAACAUUAAGCCCUUCACCACCUACCUGGUGUGGGUCAGGUGUAUCUUCAACAAGAACCUCCUGGGCCCCUUCGCAGAUGUUCUCACGUGCAGGACCUAGUACCAGUUUGUCGCUGUGGCAUUUUACGCAAAGGUUGAGUCAUCCAGACAAUCAAAUUGGAACAGUGAUUUGUCCAGUGGGGGGUUGGCAAAUGUGAUUAUCUCUACAAUCCGAGAACAGGCCACUGAACUCUUGCACAGUCAUGUUUCCGUGACCGGCACAGACAACAUGGAGACUUCUGGAAGAACUGCAAAAAGACUUGAACCAAAGGGAUAGAACUCAACAGCCCUUAAUGAAUGGAAAGUAUAUUUCCUAUACCUAUGAAAGAAAGAAAGAAAGUGCUAAACCACGUCUCUAGUGAAAAUACCAGAAUUCAAAUCAGCAGAUUUAUUUAUGUGCAAAUAAUAUAUAUAUAUAAAACAUGUUUUUUUAGUAUUAGUCAAAACCACUGGUUCUUUACCUUUUACAGUAUGCAAUAUAGCUUUUCUGUGGAGAGCGAGAAAGAUUUUAGAAUAGCAAGAUUUUUAAUGUUUUCUGACUUGUCCAGUGUCUACUGUGUGUGUGUGUGUGUGUGUGCGUGCGUGUGUGAUGCCUGUGUGGCUUAGUUGAUCUACCAGUUGUUUGAUUACAUACACCGUUAUUUGCAGAACCUAGCCAAAACCAAAGCAACAUUUCCCAUCAUUCAUGCCAUAUUAAUUUUCUCAUGUUCUCUCAUAUUUGCUCAGAUUUAUACCGUUUUAAACCUCAUCUCUAAAGACAUUGUGUACAAGAAGUGUUAAGUGAGAGUUUUCAUGAACGUUUUUUGACCCUGAAAGCAAAGAGAUGUGUAAUUUCAUCUUCUGGAGCAUUUUUGUGAUGAAAGACGCUGCUCUUUAACAGCACUGUCUUUAAGUUGUUCCUUUACGUGUUAUAAAUAUAUAUAUAUAUAUAUAAUUACACAAGUGUUCCCACAGAGCCCAGCCACAAAUAAUUUACAUCCAUUUUCCUGCAUGAAUAAAUGAUUUUUUUCUCUAAUUGGCACUAAUUGCAACUGUAAUAAUUAUAAUUUCUGUGGAGAGCGAAUCCAUUACGCCAGGCUUUAAUUAGUGUAGCAGCAGUUUGCUGCUGGACAGUCGGAUUUUACGGCAUUUUCAUUAAGAUAACAAGGUAUGUUGCUGCUUGGGAUUCCACUGCCUUGUGUUAAUUAAAAUUUAAUUCCCCAGCCAUGUGCGUCUGUACUUUCCUCAAAGGUUUUGUAGCUGUUAAGAAUAAUGUUGAAUUUUAGAUUGGAACAACAGACAUCCAAAUUUGGCUGUUGGAGUUGUUUUUUCAUGUUUCUAAUGAAGUGCUGCUUGUUGGUAGCUAGACUGCAAACAUAUGUUGAUUUUGUUUUUAGACACUUGAAUUGGAGGUGUUAGUAUGUGGUAGUAGAGCUGUAGCAAGAGAUGGUUUAUAGAAUGGCAUGGAAUGGAAAGUUAAAACACUGCCACCAACACAUUGUGUGAUAUUGUGCCAUUGUUACGACCGUGUCAUGUAUUUUUUUUCUUGUACUUUAUGAGCAGUGUGUUCUCACUCCCAACUCGUCAGCUUUGUCAGUAGCCCUAUGUGUCCAAACUAUGUGCAGGGCUGCCUCUAGUGGCCGUAGUAAUUAUGACGGGAGUAAAGGAGGAAGUCAGGGGAUGUAAUAUAAAGAACGACAAAGUGAAAAGUCUCCCUCCGACAUCUUUUCGGAACCCUAACAGUAGCUAAUGUGUGUCAGAUAGUCCUACUUGGACAAAGUCAGCGUAGGGAGGAGUGGAUGGACGGGUCAAACAAACACAGGACUUUUACCCGUGAGUCCGCUGUUCAUGUCCCAUGUGAAACCAAGUCAACGUUGACUUAUUUUAGUCUACGUAUGUAAGUAAGUUAACUAACGUAACGUACUUAACUUACGAACGCAACUUAAGUUACGUAACAAACAUACUUAUUUUAACCCAAACCGUGAUAUUUUCCUAAACCUAAAGUGGUUUUGUUUGAAUUCGGACUUCGAAUUCGAAAACUUGUUUGAAUUGGACUACCCUGCAUGUCGAAAAAGGACACUAAAAGGGUACUCAUUGCAUUAAAAGGUGACAUUAAUGGGUACCCAGUGAAGGGGUACCCAGUGCAUUAAAAGUGUCGCUAAGGGGUCCUGACCAAGCGUCCGUAUGUGACGAGUUGGGAGUGAGAAUGUGAAGCUAUGACCAAUCCUCUAAACAUGACAUUUCCCUCUUUGUAAUAUUUGACUGCUGGCCACUAUGAAGAUCAUUUCCUUUACCUGAGACCUUAAAUCUUUUGUUUUCAGUUUCCCUGAUGUCUUUUUUCUAAAGUUCUCAGAUGCAGUUCUGUUUGCCGAUGCAUGUUUAAGAGAUUAUUUUGAAGCCAUCGUUGUGUGCGCAGGAUGUGAUGGAUUAGAUGUGUAUGUGUUCGUAUUGUUAGUUAGACUUGUGUGUGCCCCCGUCCCACCUCAGUGGAGACAUCCUACUGUACUAAGUGAAAUGAGAGAGUACAAGUCUCUGUUUUCUACAUUAGCAUAAUAGUUGGAGUUUCUUUUUAAGUGACUGUGAUUGAAUAAAGAAGCUUAUUUCUUACAGUA
Messenger RNA from Sebastes umbrosus (honeycomb rockfish), 4761 nucleotides. RefSeq names its product protein O-linked mannose N-acetylglucosaminyltransferase 2 (beta 1,4-) (gene pomgnt2). Gene Ontology annotation, biological process: protein O-linked glycosylation via mannose. The coding region runs from base 435 to 2231 and encodes 598 amino acids. Gene Ontology annotation, molecular function: protein O-acetylglucosaminyltransferase activity; protein binding. Gene Ontology annotation, cellular component: endoplasmic reticulum. The transcript has 2 exons. The record is from RefSeq and is a predicted model, not a curated record. Lineage: Eukaryota; Metazoa; Chordata; Actinopteri; Perciformes; Sebastidae.